UAACCGUGUUCGCCUGAUGCUCGACACAUCUGACCCAUCGUAUGUCGGUGUGUGAGUGAUCGAGAGCAUGCACCGAGGCUAAAAGCAGUGAAGAGUUAAGAAGCUUUGUGAUCUGUUGAGGUACUUAGAGUGAGUAAGAGAGGGAGAGGUUGACGAUGAAGGUCCACGGUAAAAGAGCGGGAAGGUGAACAGACUCAGACAGAGGAAACAGAUGGACACUGUGGUAGGAGGACGGCAAAAGAUUUCUGAAAUCCCCAAAGAAAGCAAUAAAAUAGAUGAAGAACCGGGAGAGAGAGAUGGAGAGAGACAGGGAGGGAGCGGGGUUGGUAGUUGUUGGAUUAAGUCGGGUUAGAGGGGAUUAGUGUCUGUUUUGGUUUGGUAGUAAAUUCACAUCCAUGUCAGUCACCACUGGCUGCCGACACGCCAACAACACAACGGAUUCACUUUCACAGGUCAUCCACUGAAAUAUCAGGACCGGACUAGCACGAACGAGGGUGGAUUUAACCCUCUCCGGUGAUUCUGUGGUUGAAUCAUCGCCAUGAGACAGACGAUGGAGGACGGUGUCAGUGAUGUACUGUCCAGUGUGGUGACGGACGUCGGUCAAGCUGUCAGUAGAAAUGUUGGAGGUGCUGAAGUCCUUCAUGAACUACUGAGUGCACCAUGGCUGCACGCCCUGAUGAAGAGUUAUGAGUGCCUGUUGCAGUUUCAGAGACUGAAGCCCAGCCCUUUUUUGCCUUAUUCCUCAGGUCUCUCCCAUGAGAUUAUGACUGUAAUGAAGAAGAUUCACCAUCCUUCAGCUGAAGUUAGAGAACUCUAUGGCCUCCUCAACUCACCUCAUAUACAGGCACUGCUUUCCUCCCACGACAGCAUAGCCCAGUCAGACUUUGAACCUGUUUUACCGCCUCUGCCAGAAGAGUUUCCUGAGGACGAAGAGGCCAUGAGGAUCGUCUGUCUGGUGAAGAACAAUCAGCCACUGGGGGCGACAAUAAGGAGGAACGAGGAGACUGGAGAGAUCUACAUUGCAAGGGUGAUCCAUGGAGGACUGGCCGACCGCAGUGGUCUUCUCCAUCCUGGUGAUCAGCUGGUGGAGGUGAACGGAAGUCCAGUGGUGGGAUUAGAACCAGAGCAGGUUAUCAAGAUACUGAUUAACUCUCAGGGUACAAUCCUGUUCAAAAUAAUUCCAGAUGCAGUUCAGUCCAGCAGCAGUCAGAGACCGGUGUUUAUGCGGGCCAUGGUGGACUACUGCCCCCUUCAGGACCCCUCCAUCCCCUGCCCUGACGCCGGGGUGGCGUUCAGCAGAGCGGACCUUCUGGAGGUGGUGGACCAGUCCGAUGGAUACUGGUGGCAGGCCAGGAAGCUGCCGUGUACGACGUCCUGCGCUGGUCUGAUUCCAUCUGCCAGUACACUGAAGAGUAAACAGAGGGAGCAGUGGUGGAGUCAGCCGUUACAGGUCCACACCUGCAUCCAGCCCCUGACCCUGGCUGACAAUGAGAUGGAGUCGACACACGCUGAAGACAAACUCACAAUGGCAGAUGACAACGAAAUAAUUAUCGAUGAAGCUGAUUCUGACAUAACAGAAGGAAUCUACCUGGCCGGUUUCCGUCGAAGUUUCCGUCUGUGGAGGAGGACGUCGUUCAGGCGGCGGCGUCAGUCCUGCACCACCUGUACGCCCAGCGGCAGCGGUCUGUCCACGCCAUACGAGGAGGUGACUCUGUACCAGCGCCCCCCGCAGGAGAACCACCGCCUCAUCAUCCUUGUUGGUGCCUCAGGAGUCGGAGUUAAUGAACUGAGGAAGAGACUCAUUAAAAUGAACCCGUCAACCUUCCAGGGUCCUGUACCUCACACCACUCGUCCAAUCAGACCAGAGGAGCAAACAGGAAGAGAAUACCACUUUGUGAGCAAAGAGCUGUUUGAGUACAUGGUCUGUAACCACAGGUUUGUGGAGUACGGUGAGAGUAAGGGUCACCUGUACGGGACGAGCUCGGACGCCAUCGACGACGUGCUGAAGCGAGGACGGAUGUGCAUCGUCGACGUCGAGCCUCAUAGUAUCCUCUCACUGCGGACAAGGAAACUAAAGCCCUAUGUGAUCUUCAUCAAAGCUCCCAGUUCAGAAAGACUGAGAGAGACUCGGAAAAACGCAAGAAUCAUCACCAACUACACCAUCAACAGGGCGUUCACGGAGGAUGACUUCUCUGAGGUGGAGGACAGUUCCCAGCUGAUCGAGGCCAAGUACAAACAGUUUUUCGACUGCACGUUGGUGAACGAUGACCUGCAGGACGCCUGUAUGCAGCUCUGCUCCAUCAUCCAACAGGCCCAGGAUGAACCCCAGUGGAUCCCCGUCAGCUGGACCCGGACUGAGGACUAGAACAGGACCAGAGGAUGGACAUGAGGACACUAAAAGUAGAAGAAGACAGAAGUAUAGAGAUAAGUGUUGUUCUACCGGUGGAGGAGUCACUGGAUCAGUGGGUGAAUGCAGUAGAACUGAACUGGACUCACAAGUACAGACCUGAUGGACUCAUUUUUAUGGAACAUCUCUGUUUUUACCGCACAAACAUCUGAUGUCCAAGGUGACAUUAGUUUGGUAAAUUCAUUACGUGUUAGCUUUGUUGUAAAAUAAUAGGCGUUUCUCAAAACACAUUCUUGUCUGUUCUUCUGUUCUCAUGAAACAUCAUCAGUCCAGGCCCAAGUUGUGUUCCAUUUAAAACUUCACACAAACCAAGAUCAGAUGGAAUAUGCGAUUGUUCUUAUUGUCUUUUAGCUUAAACCAAGGAUUCACUGGUUGGUGACUCGUGUGGACUUGGCUGCAAAUAUCCCAUGAUGCAUUUCAUGUUGCUCUCAAAGGCAACAGCAGCUUCUGUGAAAACUGACCUCAGAAAUGUUUUAUUGUGUAGAUGAUGAUGAUGUGAUAUAAUGUUGGAACACACGCCAGAGGCAGAACAA
Messenger RNA from Sphaeramia orbicularis (orbiculate cardinalfish), 2940 nucleotides. RefSeq names its product MAGUK p55 subfamily member 4-like. Lineage: Eukaryota; Metazoa; Chordata; Actinopteri; Kurtiformes; Apogonidae. The record is from RefSeq and is a predicted model, not a curated record. The coding region runs from base 539 to 2365 and encodes 608 amino acids. The transcript has 21 exons. Gene Ontology annotation, molecular function: protein binding.